Messenger RNA from Talaromyces atroroseus, 861 nucleotides. RefSeq lists its product as hypothetical. The transcript is spliced from 3 exons. Gene Ontology annotation, biological process: regulation of DNA-templated transcription. The record is from RefSeq and is a predicted model, not a curated record. Bases 1 to 861 code for a protein of 286 amino acids. Gene Ontology annotation, cellular component: nucleus. Gene Ontology annotation, molecular function: DNA-binding transcription factor activity, RNA polymerase II-specific; transcription cis-regulatory region binding. Lineage: Eukaryota; Fungi; Ascomycota; Eurotiomycetes; Eurotiales; Trichocomaceae.
AUGGCAAUAGCUCCUUGCAUAACCACCAGCAGCCGGCCGGUCCACCGAUGCCUGCUCGCGGGAGCCAGGCUGACAUCGCCGGCGUUUUGCCAGGAAUCACACGCAAAAUCACAGCAUGCGCGGCAUGCCGGAAGAACAAGAUCAAAUGUGAUAUGCCGCCAAGUGGACCGCCGUGCACUCGCUGUCGGCGGAGAUCACUCUCGAAAAGUUUGCGCCUACCUCAAACUUGAGAACCCUCAUAAUCUACUGAGCGUUACUGAUGGGGAGAAUGUUCCUCCAGUCAUCCAGGAGAGGACAGCUGACCAGGCUCCAACAACUGAAACUGAUGGAUGCGAGGUGUCUCCGCCAGAGUCGCCGUCUGCUGCUCAUGCUCCUAUCGAUACAUUUCUCGAAAUGGCCAAGAUGGGACGUGCGCCAUCCAGCAGAGAUUCGCCACAAAGCAAGAAAAGGAUAGAGCUUGAAGAUCUGAUAAGCAGAUCAAUAUUAUCGACGACGGUAGCACAGAGUCUCUUAGACCGUUACUUUACAAGACUAGACCAUUAUAUCUACGGUUUUGCAGGAGGACAUUACGAUUUGCAAAAGCUGCGGCAGAAUUCCCCGGUAUUACUAGCUGCUAUCUGUACGGUAUCUGCACUUCAUGAUCCGCAAGACGCGCGGUUGUACGAAAUUUGCAAUCGGGAGCUCCGUCAGCUUGUUUCGCGGUCUAUGUUCGAGAAGCGCGAUAUAAACUACAUUCGCGCGCUAUGUAUAUCAUCAUUUUGGCUAGCUGAUGCAUCACGCAUUCUAUCUAGCGAUGCCAUACGUCGUGCAGCAGAUGUGCGUCUCCAUUGCCUGACAGAGUGCCACCAGCAGCUGGCUUGA